UUCUUUCUAAACAUUGUAACGGCGUUAAAGUGAAUAUAACCCAUUGACACACGAAGAUGAAGGGAAAAGGGAAAUAAAGGAGGAACCGAGGAACCUAAUUAGGGUUUUCUUUUCAAUUGCUCCAUCGAAGAAGAAGGGAAUAGAAAAAAAAAAUAAAAUAAAUGGGCUCAGUUUUGAGUUCACCACGGAAUAGGGAUCGGAACAGGGGGCGCGAUGAGAUUAGCCACACUAAUCCCAACAAGAGGCUCAAAAUUUCCCCAGUCGACUACAAUGAGAACCCUCGGCUCAUCCCGGCUCUCCCCGAUGAGAUUUCGCUGCAAAUCCUUGCUAGAGCGCCUAAAAUUCACUACUUAAAUCUAAAGAUGGUUAGCCGAAGUUGGAAAUCCGCGAUCACCAGCCGCGAGCUUCUUCAAUUGAGAAGAGAGCUCGGCACUGCUGAAGAAUGGUUGUAUGUGCUAACCAAAGUUGAUGCAAAUAAUCUCACUUGGCAUGCCCUAGACCCCUUAUCUGGAAAAUGGCAAAGGUUGCCGCCGAUGCCUCACGUGGUAAAUGAGGACGAGUCCAACAAGAGGGGCUUGUCCGGGUUUAUGAUGUGGAAUGUGGUGGGCUCUAGCAUCAGGAUCGUCGAUUUUGUGAGAGGAUGGUUCUGGCGAAGGGAUGGGUUGGAUCAAAUGCCAUUUUGCGGCUGUGCCGUAGGGGCCGUUAAUGGCUGUCUCUAUGUCUUGGGGGGGUUUUCGAGGGCUUUGGCCCUGAACUGUGUCUGGCGAUACGAUCCGUGCCUUAACUCAUGGGAGGAGGUGAAUCCCAUGACCUCCGGUCGGGCUUUUUGUAAGACCGGGCUUUUGAACAAGAAGCUCUAUGUUGUUGGAGGGGUCAGCAGGGGUAGAAAUGGCUUGAACCCUCUGCGCACUGCCGAAGUGUUCGAUCCGGAAACAGGCUUGUGGACCGAAUUGCCGGCCAUGCCUUUUAUGAAAGCACAUAUACUGCCUACUGCUUUCUUAGCUGAUAUUCUGAAGCCUAUUGCUACCGGAAUGGCUUCAUAUGGGGAGAGAUUAUACGUUCCACAGAGCUUGUGCUCUUGGCCGUUCAUUUUCGAUAUCGGAGGUGAGAUUUAUGAUCCCGAGACGAAUUCAUGGGCGGCAAUGCCAGCUGGCAUGGGAGAUGGUUGGCCAGCUAGGCAGCCUGGUACGAAGUUAGGUGUUGUGGUGGAUGGAGAUCUGUAUGCCCUGGAACCUACUAGUUCCCUGGAAAGUGGUAAAAUAAAGAGGUAUGAUCAUCAAGAGGAUGUGUGGAGAGUUGUUGUACCAACUGUUCCAUUUCACGAUUUCACCGACUCAGAGGCUCCUUAUUUUCUUGCGGGCUUUCUCGGGAAGCUUCAUGUUAUUACGAAAGAUGCCGACGAUAACAUUACAGUACUGCAAGCUACCGUGCAGAAGCAGGGGUCAUCUUCUUCUUCGUCAUCCUCAUCGGCUCCUACAACCAACUUUAUCUCUGAAAAUGCAGCACCCUUAGUGGAAGAGGAAACAAACACAUGGAGGGUCAUUGCUAGUAGGGAUUUUGGAGCAGGAGAACUUGUAAGCUGUCAGGUUCUAGAAGUUUAACAUAUGAUGGACGUUUUUCUUGAUGCGUUAGGACUUUUUUGUGAAUCAUAAGCUUGUAUAGGUCUAUGUGUUUUUUUUUUUUUUUUUAAUUUAUUUUUACUGCUAAUAGUUUGAUAUUGUUGGAACUGAGCUAGCCUGUUUUAUUUUGUAUAGAUGAUGCAAGUAGUCACCUAUUCAAUACGAUGUUUUAAAAUUUUGCCGUCUCAAAGUCACUUCCAGAUCUUGUGUUUUUAGUCA
Molecule: messenger RNA, 1838 nt
Organism: Ananas comosus (pineapple)
Lineage: Eukaryota; Viridiplantae; Streptophyta; Magnoliopsida; Poales; Bromeliaceae
Product: F-box/kelch-repeat protein At1g22040-like
Exons: 2
Coding region: 162-1601 (479 amino acids)
Molecular function (GO): protein binding
Source: RefSeq, a predicted model, not a curated record